ACUGGCACUGGCUCCCCCGGCGGCACUCAACUCCCUCCUCCCCCAGAACCAUCAUCCCUCAUUCCUUCCACCCUCACUUCUUUCUCAUUUCCCCCAAACUACUGUCACCUGUCUUGCAAACAUGGCUGACGCUUUGAAAGCAGAGGGCAACAAGGCCUUUUCUGCAAAGGAUUAUCCUACUGCUAUUGACAAGUUCUCCCAGGCUAUUGAAGUUGAGCCUUCCAACCACAUCCUCUACUCUAACCGCUCCGCUGUAUAUUCCGCGCAACAUGAAUACCAGAAGGCUCUCGAGGAUGCCAACAAGGCUACGGAUCUGAAGGCGGACUGGUCCAAGGGCUGGAUCCGCAAAGGUGCUGCUUAUCGCGGUCUGGGCGAUCUCCUGGCUGCCCACGACGCAUACGAAGAGGCUCUGAAGCUGGAACCCACCAACGACCAGGCUAAGAAUGGCUUCAACGCUGUCAAGAGGGCCAUCGAUGCCGAAGCCCAGGCCGACGGUGUGACGGGCGAUCCCAUGGGAGGACUCGGCGGAAUGUUCAACGAUCCCCAGCUCUUCCAGAAGCUCGCCGGCAACCCCAAGACCGCUCCCCUGCUGGCUGACGCCGACUUCAUGGCCAAGCUCAAGCGCCUGCAGCAGAACCCCAACGACAUCGGUCAAGAGAUCGGCGACCCCCGCUUCUUGCAGGUCAUGAGUGUGUUGCUGGGUAUCGAUAUGAACUUUGGAGCUCCCCCGGCGGAGGCCGCUGCUUCCUCUAGCGCUGCGCAGGAGGCGGAGGAGGAUGUGCCUAUGCCCGAUGCUCGUCCCGCUGCUCCCAAGAAGGAGCCCGAGCCCGCCCCGGAGCCCGAGCCUGAGGAUGAGGAGGCCCUCGAGAAGAAGAAGGCCCAGGAGGCCGCCGAUGCCGAGAAGAAGCUUGGUAACGAUUUCUACAAGAAGAGAGAGUUUGAUGAGGCUAUUGAGCACUACAGCAAGGCCUGGGAGCUGCACAAGGACAUCACCUACCUGAACAACCUCGGUGCCGCCAAGUUCGAGAAGGGCGAUCUUCAGGGUGCCAUUGAGACCUGCCAGAAGGCUGUCGAGGAGGGUCGUGAGCUCAGAGCCGACUUCAAGGCCAUUGCUAAGGCCUUCGCGCGUAUCGGUACCGCAUACGAGAAGCUUGGCGACCUCAGCCAGGCCAUCGAGUUCUACCACAAGGCGCUGACUGAGCACCGUACUCCCGAUGUUCUCACGAAGCUGCGCAACGCGGAGAAGGCCAAGGCCAAGGCUGAGAAGGAGGCCUACGUCGACCCUGCCGAGGCCGAGAAGGCCCGCGAACUCGGCCAGGCCAAGUUCCAGGAGGGUGACUGGCCCGCUGCCGUGGAUGCCUUCACCGAGAUGACCAAGCGCGCCCCCGAGGACCCCCGCGGGUUCUCCAACCGCGCUGCGGCUCUCAUCAAGCUGAUGGCUUUCCCCCAGGCCGUGCAGGACUGUGACGAAGCUACCAAGCGGGAUCCCAAGUUCAUUCGGGCGUACAUGCGCAAGGCGCAGGCUUUGGUUGCCAUGAAGGAGUACAACAAGGCUCUGGAUGUCUGCACGGAAGCUUUGGAGCACGACGACGGUACUCACGCCCGGGAGAUCGAGCAGCAGCAGCAGAAGUGCUUGGACGCUCAGUUCAGCGCCCGUGCCGGCGAGACCGAGCAACAGACGAUGGAGAGAAUCCAGAACGACCCUGAGAUCAUGUCCAUCCUGCAGGACCCUAUCAUGCAGACCAUCCUCCAGCAAGCCAAGAGCGACCCCGCCGCCCUCCAGGAGCACAUGAAGAACUCCCAGGUGCGGAUGAAGAUCCAGAAGUUGAUGGCCGCGGGCGUCAUCCGCAUGGGUCGGUGAGCAAGCCAGUAGUGGAAGGAGGCAGUGGUGAUGGGGAUACGGAUGGGCGAAAUUUGUGACUUGCGAUUAUCAUUUAAUCUGUUAUGAAAAGCGUUCUCUAUGGCGCCCUCUUGAUGUAUUUUUUUCUCGUUGUUACUUUACGGCAGUGACGAUGCAUUUGAUAUCAGAUCGAUGAAAUGACAUGCUUUGAGAUGU
Aspergillus aculeatus ATCC 16872 is the source of this 2056-nucleotide messenger RNA. It is a transcript of the gene sti1, whose product is annotated as Hsp90 cochaperone STI1. The transcript is spliced from 5 exons. Gene Ontology annotation, molecular function: Hsp90 protein binding. Lineage: Eukaryota; Fungi; Ascomycota; Eurotiomycetes; Eurotiales; Aspergillaceae. The record is from RefSeq and is a predicted model, not a curated record. The coding region runs from base 122 to 1861 and encodes 579 amino acids.